GGACAGAGGAGGUGUGCAGGUCGGUGAGUUGCCGUGCAGAGCUGCUGAGGGCAGAACCAGAGAGGGUUUGAUUUUUCCUCCUUUGUCUGGGCGGAGGGGAGGGGGGGGACCAGGCUCGUUACCCGACAGACGGAGCACCGACACCGGCGUCAUGGAGCUGGAGAACAUCGUGGCCAACACGGUGCUGCUGAAGGCUCGGGAAGGAGGUGGUGGGAACAGAAAAGGAAAAAGCAAGAAAUGGAAGCAGCUGCUGCAGUUUCCCCACAUAAGUUUGUGUGAAGAACUGCGACAAACCACAGAAAAGGACUACAGCAGCCUCUGUGAGCGGCAGCCCAUCGGACGGUUACUGUUCAGACAGUUCUGUGAGACUCGACCCGAACUGAGACGCUGCGUCAAGUUCCUAGACGCUGUGGCGGAGUACGAGGUGACUCCAGAUGAGAAGAGGAAGGAGUGUGGUCAGGAACUCAUCGACAAAUACUUAAACACAAAGUCGGAGGAACAUGUGCCUGAGGUGGAGGAGGCCAUGAUGGCUCAGUGCGCAGAGAGGCUGCAGCAGGACGCCUGCAAAGAGCUCUUCAAGGACUGUACCAAAUUGAUCCACGACUACCUGAGCGUGGCGCCCUUCGCUGACUACCUCGACAGCAUGUACUACAACAGGUUCCUCCAAUGGAAAUGGCUGGAGAGGCAACCGGUGACGAAAAAUACAUUCCGACAGUACAGAGUUUUAGGGAAAGGAGGCUUUGGAGAGGUGUGUGCGUGUCAGGUACGGGCCACAGGGAAAAUGUACGCCUGUAAGAAACUGGAGAAGAAGAGGAUAAAGAAAAGAAAAGGAGAGUCCAUGGCGCUCAAUGAGAAACAGAUCCUGGAGAAAGUCAACAGCAGAUUUGUAGUCAGUUUAGCGUACGCCUACGAGACGAAGGACGCUCUGUGCCUCGUGUUGACGCUCAUGAACGGAGGAGACCUGAAGUUUCACAUCUAUCACAUGGGAGAGGCGGGUUUCGACGAGAAGAGAGCCAUCUUCUACUCUGCAGAGAUCUGCUGCGGGCUGGAGGACCUGCACCAAGAACGCAUCGUCUACAGAGACCUAAAACCAGAGAACAUCCUGCUGGACGAUGCCGGCCACAUCAGGAUAUCAGACCUUGGUUUAGCGGUUCAUGUACCAGAAGGACAGAGUAUCAAGGGACGCGUAGGAACCGUAGGAUACAUGGCUCCGGAGGUGGUGAAAAACGAGCGCUACACCUUCAGCCCCGACUGGUGGGCGUUGGGCUGCCUGCUGUACGAGAUGAUCGAGGGCCAGUCUCCCUUCCAGCAGAGGAAGAAGAAGAUCAAGAGGGAGGAAGUGGAGCGGCUGGUGAGGGAAGUGGAGGAGGAAUAUUCAAGCAAGUUCUCCGAGGACGCCAAGUCCCUAUGUAGAAUGCUUCUAGUCAAAGAUCCCGCAGAGAGGACGGGCUGCCAAGGAGGCGGAGCCUCUGAGGUUAAAGUCCAUACCAUCUUCCGCUCCAUCAACUUCAAACGCCUGGAGGCCGGCAUGCUGCAGGCGCCCUUCAUUCCUGAUCCGCAGGCCAUCUACUGCAAAGACGUGCUGGACAUCGAGCAGUUCUCCACAGUGAAGGGAGUGGAGCUGGAGCCGAAAGACGAGUCUUUCUACAGCAAAGUGUCCACAGGCUGCGUUUCUAUACCCUGGCAGGACGAGAUGAUCGAGACGGAGUGUUUCACAGAGCUGAAUGUUUUCCACCAGGACGGGACCGUCCCUCCCGACCUGGACUGGAGAGGACAGCCGUCUCCUCAACCCAAACAGGGACUCCUGCAGCGGCUGUUCGGCCGACAGGACUGCUGUGGUAACUGCAGUGACAGUGACGAGGAGCCCACCAGGCUGUGACACACACACACACACACACACACACACACACACACACACACACACACACACACACACACACACACACACACACACAAUCUCAUUUGUUUACAACUUUUGCACAUAUGUAUUUUUAACAUAGUACUAUCUCUAAAUGUCAGAAUGUAUAUUUUCAGCAUAGCCAUAAAGUUUCAUGUUAUUUAAAAAGUUGUGAAAUAUCGGCAGCCGACGCGUUCCAAACGUGUAGACGGGAGCUUUGUAAAAAAAAAUAAAAAUAAUAAUUCCCAGGGAAGGCUUUGCUUUCUCAUCCAUUCAUCCACUUAACACAUGACCAUGUGACUGAUCAAGGGAGCUGCUGCUGACCACUGAGCAGCUCCACUGGAACAAUUGCCUGCUGUAAAAGUGCCUUGCUGGAGGGCACUGUGACAGUGGUUACUAAGGGAGGAAUGAGCAUUCCUCGAUGUCUUUACUUUUUCCCCAGUUUGUCCAGGGAAUCAAACCGGUGACUUUCAGCUCAUGAACUGUGACCACUUUUCUUCUUCCGCCCUCCGUUCUCCUGUGACCAACCUCACUGCUCCUCUUAGCUCUCCUUUUCCUUCUAUUUAAUUAUUUUAAAAGUGUGAUUUUAAUUUUUGCUUGGACAUUAUGGUUUUUAAACAGUGAUUCUAGAGCCAUGACGUUGUCUACAUCUGCAGAUAUUUUUAUAUCAAUUGUAUUUUUAUUUUUAUUUUUUCAAUUUCUUGAGACAAUCGACUCGUUGUCAGUGCGGCUCCAGUUACUCUUGUCAGUUCUGUAAAGAUCCUGUUGUUGUUGAUGAAACACUCUCUGAUUAUACAAGUUGCUUUUCCAACAUGCUAAAACAUUUUAAAAAGCUUUCCUAUUUUUGAUCCACAAUAAACAACUCAUAAAUUAUGUUAAUGCUGCAGAGCUUGAACUGGAAUAAAAUUCAGCAAAAAUGAUGGUAACAUUUAUUUAAAGGGGAUGUAAUUUCCUAACAAUUUCUUUGGAAUUUUCCUCAGAAAAAAAUUAUAACUUGGUACUAAUUCUUGAGAAAAUUUUAAACCAAUGAGACAUUUGUCCUUUAUAUCAAAUUGUAGGCUUGUCUGGAACACGUUAAAUCUUUGCAUGUUUAGAUGACCUGCAAAACUUAAUUCACUCAAUGUUUAAAUCAGAAGUUUAGUAAACAAGACAUAAGAAUCUGUGUAUUCAGUAGCAACUUGCGUUAAUUAAUGCUUACUUAUUAGACACCAUUUGAUAAAGUUUGUAGCUGAAUCACACAGGUUUGUUUUUCUACUUGUCUCUCAGGGUUUCAUUAGAAUUUAUUCCUUUUUUGGGAGUUCAUUACCUGCUCUUCCUCUCUUUUUCUUCCCUCCAUGAGCGGAUGGUGGUGGGAUGUUUUUCAGACUCUGCAGGUUUACGCAUGUUUACCCUGCUGGUAGACCACUUCAUGUGUGGUCGUACAAACGAGAGAGAAAAAGUCCAAAGUUUGAUCCAUCCAGAUCUGUCUUGGCCUGCAUUCUGAGCUGAUCACGCCAUAAAAAAAGUUACAUUUUUGCAACGACAAGAGUAACUGAAGCCUCGCUGCAGUGAAAUGCCUCAGCUGGUACUGUUGCAGUCAAUGGCUUCCUCAAAGAAAAUGGCUUCUGAUUUUAAGCUAUUAAAAUGAAAUACCUCUGAAUGUACAAACGGCUGUUAUGUUAUUUCUGAUAUUUGAGAAGACGGACGACAGAAACCAGAUUACUUGACUUUUUUUUUUUGCUAUUGAAUAUGAUAUUGAAUCACACAACCAUCAAUUCAUGAAUGUCAACAUCUCUCUGCUCUCCAAAAUGAACCAAAUAGUCUAGUUUCAGCUACAUCUAUCAGUGAGGUUAUGUUAUGUAUCAUGAAUGAUGGGAAUACCAUUUUAAAGGGUCAGUUCAACCAUUUUACAAAAUGACUACAUAUUUUCUCACUUGCGUCUCGUGUUAUCUAGCCUUGCAGAUUAUUUCAUUUGCUCAGGUUUUGAAAUAUAAGCGAGUGUGAAAAUUGGUGUCUAUUUAUCCUGGAGCUGACUUAUGUGUGAACUUGAGGUAAAAAUGCAUUCCCAGAAUUUAGUUUACUGUCAUGUGUGACAAAGAAAAAUAAAUGCAAGAAAUUCUUAAAGUUUGGCCUUUUGCUUUAAAAAAAAUUAUAAAAAAGAUACAAACAAGAUUAAUUACGCAAUGAAUUAUUCAAGAUCAAUUAUUAAUUGAUUAAUGAAUAUUUCGUUGCAUCUCUUUGAUAAACAGGACCUACCUUUAUAGGUUUGUUUUUUAGGAUAAUCAACUGUUUUAUUAUGAAUUCUGGUGACAAAAAUGGUCUUUUGAUGCAGAGAUGGAUUCAUUGUUCAAGUUUUUUUUUUAUAAAUUUUUGUCAAAAUUCCCUCCUGCUAUCUGCUUAUGUGUUCAGCCACAGAGCUCUACUUGUUUUUUUAUUUUAUAGAAGCACCAUUCAAUUGAAACCAAACCAGUUAUGCAUAGAAGAUCAAAGAUGAAGUCCUUCCCAUCCAACGUGCCUUUUCUGAAGGUACUCCUGCAGCCUGUAGUCCCCUUCCUUUUUAUAAACACUGUAUGUGUCCAUCCAUGUGCUCAUGCAAACUGCUGCUGCGUCAGCUCCAGUCAGCUUCCUGUCUGUGGUACCUCGUGUGUUCGCCGUUUCUGGACGUGGAGUCUCUUUGUGAAAAUGAGGACGAUGAGACUGAAAGAGUCCCUGUACUGAAAGACUGCAGUCGACUCUCCUGUCACCGACUCUCUGAACACUGGAGUCUCUGAUGAGAUUUAAUAAAAGACUGAGAGGUCAAAGGUGAACUUUGAGAGUCUGAAGAGCCUCGCUAACAUCCUCCAUGGACGUUUAAAUCAGGACUCAACUGCUGUUCUGUGUGUCUCUCUGCUGUCUGAUGGUCUCUGUCCUUUGUGUUGAGGAUGCACUGUAAUCUGCCUUAAAGGAUGAUUCCACUUCAUUACAACUUGGGUCUCAUUUUUGUUUGUCGGGUCUCAUUGUUCUUAUCAGUAGUAGUAACACUGAAUUCAGCAAGUUAACGCUGGUCUAAAAUCAAGAAACACAAGCAGUCUCUUUUUUUGUAUGUGAACUUUAAAACUACUUAGGAGACCAGGCUGCAUAGUGAAGGUCAUGUCUGCUUAUACCUUCGUCCAAAAUGUUUAGUUUGACGUACUGCCAUGCAUAUUACUCAAACAGAAAAUACCAAACCGUUAAAUUACCAAAAUAAAACAGUAUCAAUAACACUUUCAUUUAAUGGCAUGUUGUGCUCAUAUAGUUUUGAUACUUCCAAUCUUUUACAGGACCACCAAGUCUUAAAAUGGAAGCUCUUUAAUGUUCGACUUCAACAAAUAUUUGACACAAUCCUACUCAAACUUAUAUUCUACAGACGUAUCUGUCCAUAAAAACAUUGUCAACCAAAGUGAAAAAUCAUCCUAAAUCCUAAAAAUAACCCAUUUAUGUUGGUUGUUGCAAAACUCUAAAAUAAAAGGGUUUAAGUUAUUGACAUGAAUGGAUGAAAGAAAUACCACAAGAAAGACGCGUAAUUUUGUGUUCAACUUGCUUUUGCAUAAAAUGUUUUUCUUUUUUAAUGCCUGCUUCUGUUUUUUCUUGGAAUGGUUGAAGGAUUUGAGG
Anoplopoma fimbria (sablefish) is the source of this 5506-nucleotide messenger RNA. It is a transcript of the gene grk6, whose product is annotated as G protein-coupled receptor kinase 6. NCBI's taxonomy places the organism in Eukaryota, Metazoa, Chordata, Actinopteri, Perciformes, Anoplopomatidae. The transcript has 16 exons. The record is from RefSeq and is a predicted model, not a curated record. Gene Ontology annotation, molecular function: G protein-coupled receptor kinase activity; ATP binding. Bases 152 to 1879 code for a protein of 575 amino acids. Gene Ontology annotation, biological process: regulation of signal transduction; protein phosphorylation; signal transduction. Gene Ontology annotation, cellular component: cytoplasm; plasma membrane.